AUGUCAAAUAGAGUCUUAACAAUAAAAGCAUUAUUUUCAGAUAAUUCAUUACAAAAGGAAAAGCGGAAAAAAGAGAGAUAUGAAAAAGCAAUAAAAGAGCUAGAAGCAAAUAAGAAGCUAUUAGAAGAAAAGGAGCAAAUAAGGAGAGAAAAAUGAGAAAGAUUUCGUGCAAAGGAAGCUAUGAAAAAACAAAUCAGAGAAUACCUCAGAAUGCAUAAUGAAAAGAAUGCUAAAUUGCAUAAUUAUGCAAAAACCAUUCAAAAUUGAUAUAGGAAUGUGAAGAUUAGCCAAAAGCAUGAAGAAGUCAAGCUAGAAAAUCUUAGAUUUUCUGUAUGUGAAAAUAUUGAAAAUCUUCAAUCUACCUCUAAAUACAUUUUUUGAAAUUUUGGCCCUGGGCUUGAAAAAAGUGUAAUAAAAAUCCAGCAAGCUUAUAAAAGGCAUAAACUUAUAAGAAAAAUAAAUGAAACAGUUAAAGCGCUGAAUUUAAUAAAAAAACGUAAAAAGAAGGACGCGAAGAAAAUUAUUCAAAAAGGGAUAGUGGUGCUGGCCAACAGAAUUAAGGUAAAAAAUGAAAAAUGACGUAUUUUUAAAGAAAAAGAGCUGAAGAGAAUUCAAAGAAAUUUAGCCUUGCUCAAAAUCAGCCAAUAUUGGAAAAAAUUAAAUUUGUCAGGAAAAAUCAUUGUAAGAAGGUAUCAAAAAUAUUAUAGAAAACUAUUCGCACAAGGCACAAUUCAAAGAUUGGCUGGCAGAUAUGUGAUAGGAGUUCCAGAAACUACUACAAAUCAAAGAAGAAACUCUUCAUGCUCAAUAGCUUCAUCACAUUCCACCCCAUUUAGACAUUUGACUCAUACUCCUGCUAGUUCUGGCCAUGAGCCCGAGCCGAUUCAAAAUAAUCUUAUGGAUGAUAUUUUGGCUCAAAAUAUGAUAAUUGCUGAAAGAAGGAAAAGAAUAAGGAAAGGAAAAAUUUCUUAUGCCAUCAAACCGUUAAGACUUAAACCGAUUGAGCCUGUUCUUAUGACUGAUGAAGAAGAUGAUGAUAUAUUUACUAAAUCAUUUGAAAUAUCAAAAAAUCAAAUAAAGCCUGUAGAUGCAUCUUCUAGAACCUCCAGAAACCAAACAUUAAAUAUCAGUUUUACCAAUUUAAGCGGCAUAAGCACCCAAAAUUCUAUUGUUUUUAAUAAAAGCAGGGAAAGCACUGCGGAAGGCCGUAAAAGGAUAUUAAAAGAUCAUAUUUUGUUGAAGCCCAGCAUAAAUCAAAGAUUUUUAAAAAAGUUAGCUUAA
Molecule: messenger RNA, 1281 nt
Organism: Blepharisma stoltei
Lineage: Eukaryota; Ciliophora; Heterotrichea; Heterotrichida; Blepharismidae
Source: the annotation of a GenBank genome assembly